AUGUCUGCUGUCCCCCCAAAUUGUUCUCUUUACGAAAUACUUCAAAGUCCGUGCGGUUCUAGUAGGGAGGAAGUAGGGCAUGUUUUGCUCUCGGAGUGUAACGCAGAUAUAUCCGCCCAUUUGGCUAGUUGCCCCUUGUCAAAAUGCAGUGAAGUUACAGAAGUCAAGUUAAUCAUGGCGAGAGCGGGAAUUCAGCAUUUUUCGAGAAUUCAGCUCGAGGGAAUGACCAUCUGCCCGAGGCACAGACACUUACUGGGAAGAUUCUGGCGAGGUCCAAGAUCGUGCCAAUACCCUGGCCAUACUGGGAAAGUUACAAGUGUGACGGGCAGCCACGUCAUAACCUUCCAAAUAGCUGACGAAAUAAUACUUAAAUUCAAAGAAAUCACCGCUGUAGGAUCACGUAAGUACCAAUAGCCUUGUGGCUCUCUCUGGUUCUGUUUCCUCAAAUGUCAAUACCCCAAAAAGUUUCUGUUGUUGUUGGUCACAUGUCCAUUUCCCUUGGUUAAUUAUUGGUGUCGCAAUCGUAAAUACAAAAAUGCGUGUUUUAUCAUCAACCAAGGAUAUUUCUUUAAUGCUUUUAUGCUAUUGCUACACUAAGACUACUGGGCAGCCUGGCUGGUGGUAAUGAAGGAAACAAAUAUAGUCCUGAGCGGUGAAUCUGCAUCUCCUUCCCGUGCCUCGCGCGAUGUCGCCCCUCUUCUACUCGUCGCUAAGGUUCGAGAAAACUUUUCCUUUAUCUCACACCCACAACGACAAGUGUUACGCACGAUAGAGACUAUAGGUCCCCUAGAUGUGUUUGAAACGCCUAGUAUUUCUCUUAGAAAUGAUUUAGGCUAAGCUAGACGAUGACGAUGACGAUGACGAUGACGAUGAUGAAGACGAUGAUGAAGACGACGACGAUUUAUCAGUUGUAUUGAUGCAAUUUUAUAGCUAUUUGCACCACUUGCCGGAAGAAGCAUUCUGAGUGACUGUUGGGUUUGGGAUGGCAAAGUUCUACCAAAGGUUCAGUCAACCAGGAAGCUGCGGAUUUUGAGAGGUUUGUUGGAUAUUUUAUUUUUUCUAAGAUACCUCACCACGCAAGGUGUUUAUUCGCAUGCCACGCCAUACAUCGAAAGCGCAUUCCUUCGAAGAGAACAUGUCCAAUAAUGUCCUUUCAUACCGUUAGUAAGAUUGUUUUAUCUUAUGCUACUGAAAUGAAGACAACGCCAUUUCGUCAGAUUUCUACCCCUAAUAGGAAACCCUUUUCUAGUCCCUGUUGGACUCCAGCAACUCCUGAAGCAACU
Messenger RNA from Pocillopora meandrina, 1283 nucleotides. NCBI's taxonomy places the organism in Eukaryota, Metazoa, Cnidaria, Anthozoa, Scleractinia, Pocilloporidae. The record is from the annotation of a GenBank genome assembly.